AGUCUUUCUGUAGGACUCCAUUUUGAGUGAGAGAACAACAAGACGAUAAGGAGGAAAACUGAAGCCAGAGACGAGCUCACAGUGUUGCUGCGUUGCUUCUCAGACUGACUUCAGACCAGAAGAUGAGUGGUUGUGUGGAGAAGGAGGAGGACGGAGCAGAGUGUUCAGUAUCCAGCUGUCUGUCUAUGAAGAGUGACCGGUCCAAAAAUCCACCUUAUAACUUCAGUAACGAACCUGGACCCUCAGACACAAAAAUUCAUUACAACAGACAGGGAGCAGAGUGUUCAGUAUCCAGCUGUCUGUCUAUGAAGAGUGACCAGUCCAAAGAUCCACCUCAUAACUUCAGUAACGAACCUGGACCCUCAGACACAAAAGUGAGGAAGAGGAGCCAUAUUUCUGUGGAGGAGCAGCCGUCCCGCUGUGUUUUGUGUGACGAUGCCCUGAAGGAUCCGGUCUCUACCAACUGUAGACUCCAGUUCUGUAGACAGUGUAUCAACUCUUGCUUGGACAAGUCUGCUCCACCAGGAGACUCCUCCUGUCCCCAGUGUGGAAAAAGAUCCAGAACAAGCGCUGGAACGCAGACUGUCUGUCAGUGCAGCACUACACAAGUGAAUGUUGGUCUGCAGGAGGUUUUUGAUGAACAUAAGAUCAGUCUGAGGGGAAGAUGUGAGCGUGUGACUGAAGGAAGUGAUGAAUCAGGAAGUGGAACCCUCCUCAGCAGGAUCUACACUGAGCUCUACAUCACAGAGGGACGGAGUGAAGAGGUUGAUACCCAACAUGAGGUGAGGCAGCUAGAAACAGUGUCCAAAAAACAGACCUUCGGUGAAACUCCAAUCAGGUGCAGCGACAUCUUUAAAGCCUUACCUGACCAACAGAGACGCAUCAGAGUAGUUCUAACCAGCGGCGUCGCUGGCAUCGGAAAAACCUUCUCAGUGCAGAAGUUCACUCUGGACUGGGCAGAGGGCUCCGAAAACCAAGAUGUCAGUCUGCUGGUUCUGCUUCCGUUCAGGGAGCUGAACCUGAUCAGAGGUCGGUACAGUCUUCUCAGGCUGCUCCAUGUUUUCCAUCCAACAUUACAGAAGGUGACAGCAGAGAAGCUCGCUGUCUGUAAACUUCUCUUCAUCUUUGACGGCCUGGAUGAAAGCAGACUUCCACUGGAUUUCAAGAACCAUGAGGUCGUGUCUGAUGUCACACAGAAGUCAUCAGUCAGCGUGCUGCUGACAAACCUCAUCCAGGGGAAGCUGCUUCCCUCGGCUCUCAUCUGGAUCACUUCCCGACCUGCAGCGGCCAAUCAGAUCCCUCCUUCAUGUGUUGACAGGAUGACAGAGGUACGAGGCUUCACUGAGGUCCAGAAGGAGGAGUACUUCAGGAGGAGGUUCAGUGAUGAAGAUCUGUCCAGCAGAAUCAUCUCACACAUCAAGACCUCCAGGAGCCUCCACAUCAUGUGUCUGAUCCCAGUCUUCUGCUGGAUCACUGCUACAGUUCUGGACCACAUGUUGACUACAGACCAGAGAGGAGAGCUGCCCAAGACCCUGACUGACAUGUACUCACGCUUCCUGCUGGUUCAGACAAAAAAGAAGAAGCAGAAGUACGACGAGGGAGAUGAGACGAGUCCACAGGAGCUGGCGGAGGCUGACAGGGAAGUUCUUCUGAAGCUGGGGAGGCUGGCGUUUGAACAUCUGUCGACAGGAAACAUCAUGUUCUACCAAGAAGACCUGGAGCGCUGUGGUCUUAAUGUCACAGAGGCCUCAGUGUACUCAGGAGUUUGUACAGAGAUCUUCAGAAGAGAGAGCGUAAUCUUCCAGCAAACAGUCUACUGCUUCGUUCAUCUCAGUGUUCAGGAGUUUCUGGCUGCAAUCUACAUGUUCCACUGUUACACCUACAGGAAAAAAGAUGAACUGGACAACUUCCUGGGAGACGGGAGGCUCAAACCAACAUCACAACUCUUAUCCCAGAAUGUCUUUACUAUGAUGGAAAUGGGUAACAGACACCAAUUCCAGGAAGGUUUACCUUGGAUGGCAAUGGAUCACAAAGACCUAUCCCUGGAUGACUUUCCUGAAAGUGCAAUGGAUAACAGAGACCCAUCCCUGGAUGACUUUCCUGAGAGUGCAAUGAAUAACAGAGACCUAUCCCUGGAUGACUUUCCUGAGAGUGCAAUGGAUAACAAAGACCCAUCCCUGGAUGACUUUCCUGAGAGUGCAAUGGAUAACAGAUACCCGUCCCUGAAUGACUUUCUUGGGAGUGCAAUGUAUAACAGAGACCCAUCCCUGAAUGACUUUCUUGGGAGUGCAAUGUAUAACAGAGACCCAUCCCUGGAUUACUUUCUCAUAAAUGCCAUGGAGAAAUCCCUUGAAAGUGAAAAUGGACACCUGGACCUGUUCGUCCGCUUCCUUCAUGGCCUCUCUCUGGAGUACAACCAGAGACUUUUAGGAGGCCUGCUGAGUUGGACAGACAACAAUCCAGAAACCAUCAACAGAGUCAUUGACAACCUGAAGAAGAUGAACACAGAUGAUAUCUCUCCUGACAGAAGCAUCAACAUCUUCCACUGUCUGAUGGAGAUGAAUGACCGCUCAGUUCAUCAGGAGAUCCAAGAGCUCCUGAAGUCAGAGAACAUAUCAAAGAAGAAACUCUCUGUGAUCCACUGCUCAGCUCUGGCCUACAUGCUGCAGAUGUCAGAGGAGGCUCUGGAUGAGCUGGACCUGCAGAAAUACAACACAUCAGACCAGGGACGACAGAGACUGAUUCCAGCUGUGAGGAACUGCAGAAAGGCUCGACUUACUAACUGUGGACUCUCAGAGACUCACUGUGAAGUUGUGGCCUCAGCUCUGAAGUCCAGCCCCUCUCAUCUGACAGAGUUGGACCUGAGCCUUAACAACCUGAAGGAUUCAGGAGUGAAACUACUGUGUGGUGGUUUGGAGAGUUCACACUGCAGGCUGGAGACACUGAGUUUGUGGAACUGCAGUUUGUCAGAGAUCAGCUGUGCUUCUUUGGCCUCAGCGCUGAAGUCCAACCCCUCCCAUCUGAGAGAGCUGGAUCUGAGGACAAACACAUUGCACGGUUCAGGAGUGAAGCUGCUGUGUGAUUUUCUGCAGAGUUCACAAUGUAGACUGGAGACUCUAAGAUUAAGUUACUGCAGUUUGUCAGAGAUCAGCUGGGUUUCUCUGGCCUCAGCUCUGAAGUCCAACCCCUCCCAUCUUAGAAAGCUGGAGCUGAGUCACAACAAGCUGCAGGAUUCAGGAGUGAAGCUGCUGUGUGAUUUUCUGCAGAGUCCACGCUGUAGACUGGAGACUCUGAGAUUGUGGAACUGCAGUUUGUCGGAGAUCAGCUGUGCUUCUUUGGCCUCAGCUCUGAAGUCCAACCCCUCCCAUCUGAGAGAGCUGGAUCUGAAUGAAAACAAGCUGCAGGAUUCAGGAGUGAAGCUGCUGUGUGAUUUUCUGCAAAAUCCUCACUGUAGACUUGAGACUCUGAGAUUGAGGGACUGCAGUUUGUCAGAGAUCAGCUUUGAUUCUCUGCUCUCAGCUCUGAAAUCCAACCCCCCCCAUCUGAGAGAGCUGGCUCUGAAUGAAAACAAGCUGCAGGAUUCAGGAGCAAAGCUGCUGUGUAUCCUCGGUCAAGUCCAUACUGUAAACCGGAAACUGUGAGCUGGUCGUGAUGCCAGAGUGGGAGUGAUGAGAGAAGUGGUGGUGUUGAAGGGAUCAGCUCUGUCCUGAUGAUCCAGAGAGGAAGAAGCAGCAGCAGCUGGUGGGUGGAGAGGAGAGCUUCAUCCAGCAGUGACUGAGUGAGGAAUCACAACAAGUACAUAUGACACCAGUCUGAACUGCUCUGGGAUCAGCUCCAUUGUCACACACAAUGUCAAGUCCAACAUCCAUCUCCAAGUAUUGGGGCCCCGGGUUCCUAGUUCUACUAACUGCCCUCCCUACUGCACCUCUGGAUUUGACAAGAAAAGAAACAAAUGCAACACUACGUUCAUCCAGUAAAAACACAAUAACACUAAAGUCUCACCUCCUAUAUCCCAGCAUUUAUAAACUAUUUGUACAUUACGGUUAAACUUCAGAACCUUUUUGUCACUUGUGUAGCUUGUUGUUCUACUUGAGGGGACACAAAAUGCUCAGUAAUGAUAAUCAUGAGUUAAUGAUGCAUCAGAUCACUAAAUGAGCUGAAUGUUUGUCUGUUUAUGGAAGAUCUUUUUCUUUGACUGUCUUUACAUUGCAGGUGUCUUGUUUUGACAUACAGUGGAUUUGCUCCACAUGUUGAUCAUAUACCAAGUUUUAAAUCCAAAGUUUUAAGAAGUGAAAACAUUUUGAUAGUCACAUUUCCUGCAGUGUCAGUGAAUUCCAGUUAAAUGUGGGACCCUGUUCAUUUCACAUUACAUGAUCAGCACAGAUACAUGAAGUCAACCUGUGCAGCUUUUCCUUCUGUGAAGUCAGUAGCUGUUUUUAGACAGGGCAGCAAGCCGCCAAUUUGCCUGUCCUUUUGCUGGCUAGGUCCGCGGUUUUAGACAGAGGCCGUCAAAUCGGGGGUCUGCUAUCUAAAUCCGAGGUGUCAAUGUGUCACCCUUACCUUGGAGUAAAUGUGCCGUCUUUCCUACCAAAAAAGAGACAGUGUUGAAGCCAUUGUUAUCACCUCCGUUUGUGUUUGUAGCUCCUGCUGGAGCUGCACUCGGCCAGCAGAUGUCACCGUUUACAUUGUUGCCUCUCAAAAUGUUUUCACUGAACUGAUAUGAAUAUUUGUUUCUGACUGACCAAAGGCUAAAAGUGAUGUUAUGUCAUAUAGACACAUUUUGAUCAUUGACUUAAUGUAGCAACAUAAUCAUUUAAUGUAUGCAUAGUUACGUGAAGAGAGCUAACUACGUGUAUUAAUGAUAAAACCUACCCACAGUUAAAGUCAACAAAUUACCUGGAAUGUCACAUAAAAGUCAAACGAGACAUUAAAUGUUGUAAUCACUGACAUUUGACAGAGCAGGUCGACUAGUGAUUGGAAGGUCGAUGGUUCAAAUCCCGUCUCCGGGCUGAGCUGCAUGUCGAGGUGUUCUUGAGUGAGAUACUGAACCUUGCCUUUGCCCUGAGUCAAGGCUGGGAUUGGCUCCAGCAGCAACACCCCGCGGUUACGGACAAUGACAUGACAUGACUAAAGCCAACUUUGAUUAUUGUGUGCAGAAACCGCUCAGCGUUCAACAGAUGUUAUUAAAUAUAUCAGGAACUCUGCACACUGCACAUUUGCAUAGGCACAUUUAUUAUAUAUUGCACAUCUCAUGUACACACAAAGCCAGUUACUGUAUAUAGUAUUAGUAUUAGUAUUAUCUUUAUUCUAAUAGAAUACAAUAAAUUGUUAUUUCAUUCUUCCCAA
Molecule: messenger RNA, 5346 nt
Organism: Acanthopagrus latus (yellowfin seabream)
Lineage: Eukaryota; Metazoa; Chordata; Actinopteri; Spariformes; Sparidae
Product: NLR family CARD domain-containing protein 3-like
Exons: 11
Coding region: 123-3641 (1172 amino acids)
Molecular function (GO): protein binding
Source: RefSeq, a predicted model, not a curated record